Molecule: messenger RNA, 696 nt
Organism: Boleophthalmus pectinirostris (great blue-spotted mudskipper)
Lineage: Eukaryota; Metazoa; Chordata; Actinopteri; Gobiiformes; Gobiidae
Gene: c16h19orf85
Exons: 5
Coding region: 46-696 (216 amino acids)
Source: RefSeq, a predicted model, not a curated record
GAGGACGCACGAAAAAACCGGCUAAGCAACAAGACAGUGGGAGCCAUGCAUCCGUCCAUCUCUCUCAGUUUGGAUGCAGGUUUGGAGUGUGGGGUUCCCGGGGGUCGUGACCUUUACACUUUUGUGACCUCCGCGGCAGGUCACAUGAUGAGGACCCUCCAAAAACCGCGAAAGAACCGUCCGUCCAAACGCCAAGUCAACCACCGGCGCUUUCUGCACAACAUGAUCCAGAGGAAGUUUGCUGAUAUAGAAGCUGCCAACCAUCGCCUGGCCUCUGCCCUGUAUUUCAAAGUUGACGAGAAGAAGUCGGACACCCCUGACGCAGCCCCCCACCCUUUAGAUAUGAACCCAGCUGUGGAAAAAAGUACAACAGAUGCAGAAAUAUUGUUAAAAUCCAAAGACUGCCUCACUGAUUCAUGUAAUUCACCAAUAGGAAGGAAAGCACACCCAGAUCCAACUAAUGGGGGUAAAGAUUUGAGAGGGAGCGGUGGCAUCGAAGCGUAUUUGGAUAGUUUUUCUGACGCACAAUGUAGUGAAGAUGUUGAAGAUUUUUUCAAUGAGAGAUGGCAAGGAAUCGCCCAGUCUUUUGCCAUCCCCUCUCAAGACAUCCCGAGGUUUUCAAUCCCAACGCCUCCGUACGAGGGUGACUGGCUCUUCACAGACAUCCUCACAGAUAACACCACAUUCUGUAAUUGA